UCUUCUCAAUAAAAUGAAGAGUUUUAUUUUAUUUUUAUCAAUUUGUUUAAAAGUGUGCUUGUGUUGGCAUUUCUCACGACAAGAUAACGAAUUUAACUAUGACGUAAGUAUCACAAAAAAUCCCUGGGUGGUUAUGAUUGUGCGGAAUGGACAAGACGUCGUGUCAUAUGGAACUCUUUUUCAUGAAAGAGCUGUCGCAACAACUGCAGCAAUGAAUGAAAAUGAUAUUUUUCAACUGCAAGUUUUUGCUGAUUGUCAUUCUUUAGGUGAUCAACAAGAGAUUGAUCAUAGAAUUUGUAAACAUGUUAGAAACAUCAUUGAGUAUCAUGUUUUAGAAGAAUAUGUAUCGGUUUCGAGUUUCUUAAACCUAGAUGUUUUAAUACUUUCAAGUCCAUUCGAACUAACUCCAACUCUUAAUGUUGUACAUUUUGGUAAUUCUAUGACGGUGCAAUUAAACAAGUGUACUAUUCAGUAUCCAACAUUGGUGACCAAUCCAACAACUAACGAAACUGGAGCACUGUUUUAUCCAUCUUAUGAUAUAAACUUUGCGAGAGCACAAAUUGUAUUAAUCAGUAGUUUUUCGGGUUUGAAACUUUGGGAAAGAGUUAAGAUUUUACCUGGAAAUCCUUUACUUUGUAAACCUAAAAUUGAAACUGAUGAGUGGCAUGCUAUUGGCAUCAUAGCCCGAGUUAUUGGAAAAAGAAAUCGAUCUAUAAGAUUCGUAGAGCCAGCAGCUUUGGAUGUAUUGUUCGAAAUUUUGAAAAAUUCUUUUAUAUCUAGGGGUCAAUUGUAAUGAUGAUGAUGAUGAUCAUGAUUGAAAAAUAAAUAAUUUGAACGUAAAAUUUUAAAGGAGAA
Chelonus insularis is the source of this 855-nucleotide messenger RNA. RefSeq lists its product as uncharacterized. Lineage: Eukaryota; Metazoa; Arthropoda; Insecta; Hymenoptera; Braconidae. The coding region runs from base 14 to 793 and encodes 259 amino acids. The transcript has 5 exons. The record is from RefSeq and is a predicted model, not a curated record.